UUAGAAUGUGUAAGCAACAAAUCCGUCGAUCUCCUGUUGAUAUUGGAUGGAUCUGGAUCUAUCGGUGAUGAUACGUUUCGAAAUCAGAUUGCUUUCGCUAUGCACUUGGCCCAACGUAUGAACAUAUCCAGUGAAGGUAGUCGAAUGGCUAUCAUUCAAUAUGCUGAAACUCCACGAUUAGAGUUCAGUCUCAAUCAAUACACCCAUCCAACACAGUUGGAAUGGGCAAUUCAACGGAUCAACUUUCUAUCCGGAGCCACUAACACAGGACAGGCGCUCAAGUUGGCAUUGGAUCGAGGAUUCGAUGGCGCCCGAGGUGGAGACAUACCGAAAGUGGCCGUAGUGGUUACCGAUGGACAAAGUCAAGAUGAAGUCUCUGAACAGGCUCAGCUACUACGAGACGCUCACAUCAUGGUGUAUGCAAUAGGAGUCACCAACCUUGUAAAUGUCCAUCAGCUCCACCAGGUAAGUUUUGCAACAAUUUUUUUCACAGUGGAAUCGUUUGAUCAACUCGAUAAAUCACUUGCCGACUCGCUUACCUGGGACAUGUGCAAGACCGAGUUCAGACCCGGUACGCCUGACAUAAUCUGUGGUCCUGACCGUGUCGGAGUUCGGGCGUCCACCAAGAAACCUUUCGACGGCUACGUUUUCGUCAUGGACCACUUCCAUCAGGAGGAAUGUCGUGCCGGACCCGAGAAAUUCGCUGAUCCGAGGAGCAUCGGCAUCACCGUACCGUUCAACGCUUGCAAUGUUCAUAGAUAUCGAUCAUUAAAUCCACGAGGAAUCUUCGUUGAAAUGACUGUCGUCUUCAUGUUCCAUACGCUCUUCAUGACGAAAGUCGACCAAAUGGUGAAAAUUCAAUGCUUUUAUAUGGAGGCUGACAAGAAAGUCACUGUACCACUAUCAGUCAGCAUGAUUACUACCCAAUUCCGCGAGAAAGUCUAUCAAAUGCCACAGUGCUCUUAUACGCUUAGAAAGGGCAGCCCAGAUGGAGAAAUUGUCCGCUUCGCUACACUUGGAGAAAGCGUUUAUCAUCGUUGGGAAUGCAUUGAAAUUGAGAAGAAGGACACAUUUGGAAUGUUGGUCCAUUCUUGUUAUGUGGAUAAUGGAUUUGGUGAUCGAGUCGAUAUACUUGGAGAAAGAGGAUGUGGUCUCGAUGCUGUCCUGUUGUCAACUCCCGAGUAUGACAGUUCGCUCCGUCUAGCGACUAAGGCCUACCAUGUCUUCAAAUAUGCCGAUCGUCCAGUCCUGCAGUUCCAGUGUCAGAUAACACUCUGUCUAAAAUACGACGGUGGUUGUGAAGGCAUUACGCCACCGAAAGACUGUCCUACAUUACCCGGUGAAGAUGGCCAUCACCAUCAUCAUCACGGACGUCGGAGAAAGGUAACCAAAUCAAUUUACUUAUCAUUGAAAUAA
Messenger RNA from Haemonchus placei, 1416 nucleotides. NCBI's taxonomy places the organism in Eukaryota, Metazoa, Nematoda, Chromadorea, Rhabditida, Trichostrongylidae. The record is from the annotation of a GenBank genome assembly.